Suncus etruscus (white-toothed pygmy shrew) is the source of this 2708-nucleotide messenger RNA. RefSeq names its product solute carrier family 1 member 3 (gene SLC1A3). Bases 228 to 1856 code for a protein of 542 amino acids. Gene Ontology annotation, molecular function: neutral L-amino acid transmembrane transporter activity; L-glutamate transmembrane transporter activity; glutamate:sodium symporter activity. Lineage: Eukaryota; Metazoa; Chordata; Mammalia; Eulipotyphla; Soricidae. The record is from RefSeq and is a predicted model, not a curated record. Gene Ontology annotation, biological process: L-glutamate import across plasma membrane; L-aspartate import across plasma membrane; D-aspartate import across plasma membrane. The transcript is spliced from 10 exons. Gene Ontology annotation, cellular component: plasma membrane.
CCUGAUAGUAACUUGCAGUUUCAGAGCACAUGCAUGCCGCACGCGCUGCGUUUUCAUACUCUGCUCUACCUGCUGGGAAAUUCACCUUGUCAUUGCCUGGGGGAGCGUCCAGCCGGUCCCAAAGCAGAAAAGUUGCAUUUUCCUACCACCAAUAAGGUCUGGCUUUCUGGGAGUGAUUUCAAGGCAUUGGAGUGCAAAGAGGAGACAACUCCUUAGAGAAUUGAAACAUGACCAAAAGCAAUGGAGAGGAGCCCAAGGUGGGAGGUAGGAUGGAGAGAUUCCAACAAGGCGUCCGAAAACGCACACUAUUGGCCAAGAAGAAAGUACAGAACAUCACAAAGGAAGAUGUUAAAAGUUACCUAUUUCGGAAUGCUUUUGUUCUGCUCACUAUCACCGCUGUCAUUGUGGGUACAAUCCUUGGAUUUACUCUUCGACCAUACAAAAUGAGCUACCGGGAAGUCAAGUACUUCUCUUUUCCUGGAGAACUUCUGAUGAGGAUGUUACAGAUGCUGGUGCUGCCACUGAUCAUUUCCAGUCUUGUCACAGGAAUGGCUGCCCUAGAUAGUAAGGCAUCAGGGAAGAUGGGGAUGCGAGCUGUAGUCUAUUAUAUGACUACGACCAUCAUUGCCGUAGUGAUUGGCAUAAUCAUUGUCAUCAUCAUCCAUCCUGGGAAGGGCACAAAGGAAAAUAUGUACAGAGAAGGCAAAGUUGUACAAGUGACAGCUGCAGAUGCUUUCCUGGACUUAAUAAGAAAUAUGUUUCCUCCAAACCUGGUCGAAGCCUGCUUUAAACAGUUUAAAACCAACUAUGUGAAGAAAAGCUUUCGAGUACCCAUUCAGCCCAAUGAAACAUUGGUGGGUGCUGUGAUAAACAAUGUGUCAGAGGCCAUGGAGACACUUACAAAAAUUAAAGAGGAGUUGGUGCCAGUUGCAGGUUCUGUGAAUGGGGUCAAUGCCCUGGGACUAGUUGUCUUCUCCAUGUGCUUCGGUUUUGUUAUUGGAAACAUGAAGGAGCAGGGACAGGCCCUGAAAGACUUUUUUGAUUGUCUGAAUGAAGCCAUCAUGAGAUUGGUAGCUGUAAUAAUGUGGUACGCCCCUCUGGGCAUCCUCUUCCUGAUUGCAGGGAAAAUUGUCGAGAUGGAAGACAUGGGCGUGAUUGGGGGGCAGCUGGCCAUGUACACUGUGACUGUCAUCGUGGGCUUGCUCAUCCACGCUGUCAUUGUCCUCCCGCUCCUCUACUUCCUGGUAACACGGAAAAACCCCUGGGUUUUCAUCGGAGGCUUGCUGCAGGCGCUCAUCACUGCUCUGGGAACCUCCUCCAGUUCUGCCACCCUGCCCAUUACCUUCAAGUGCCUGGAAGAGAACAAUGGCGUGGACAAGCGUGUCACCAGAUUUGUGCUCCCGGUGGGGGCCACCAUCAACAUGGACGGGACUGCCCUCUAUGAGGCUUUGGCUGCCAUUUUCAUUGCUCAAGUCAACAACUUUGACCUGAAUUUUGGACAGAUUAUUACCAUCAGCAUCACAGCCACAGCAGCCAGUAUUGGGGCAGCUGGAAUCCCUCAGGCGGGCCUGGUUACCAUGGUCAUAGUGCUGACAUCCGUGGGCCUGCCCACCGACGACAUCACUCUCAUCAUCGCAGUGGACUGGUUCCUGGACCGCCUCCGAACCACUACCAAUGUGCUUGGAGACUCCCUUGGAGCUGGGAUUGUGGAGCACUUAUCUCGACAUGAACUGAAGAAUCAGGAUGUUGAAAUGGGUAACUCAGUGAUUGAAGAGAAUGAAAUGAAGAAACCAUAUCAGCUGGUUGCUCAGGAAAAUGAAACUGAAAAAUCUAUUGACAGUGAAACCAAGAUGUAGACUAACAUAAAUGAAAUGCUCUCUUGAGCACCAGAUGUUUGAAAACCAUUGUGAAAUGUUUCUGUCCCUUUACAAACUCAUUCUCUCCAGUAAGCCCCUUAUCUCCCUUUUAGCUUCACUUCGAGGUUUGGGAAGGAGUCAUCCAAAUAUAAGGGAGGAUUUGGGGUUGGCCAAAAUGUCUAUAUUUCAUUCAUAUUUGAAAUGUUUGGUCUUACAAAAGAAGGUACUGAGAUCAAAAAUAGUCUUGGUCAUAUCUUGCAAGUUUGUCAUAUGACACACAAUCCUGUAAAUAUGAUUUUUAAAAAAUAAUUCUAAAAGUCUAAUGAUAGGCAAAGAAUGCUUUUAAAUCAACCUUUAAAUAUUGUAUUUCUAAAUACAAUUCAAUUUUAGUAUCCAAAUGAAACAAUAUGCUAAACUACAAUUGGUUAUUAGCUGGACAAUAACAGGCUUUUUCCCCUUUCUCUUCUAACUUGUGUCCUUAUUUUAUGAACAAGAGGACAAAGGCAUACACACAUAGUGUAGCUAUGAAGAGGCAUAUAAAGUGAAAUUUUUCUUUGGGUUCAGAGUAAAGCUAUGUCCCAUUACUAGACCCUUAGUAUCCUCAUCUGUAAAAUGAGUGAGUCUUCCAAGAUGCCUCUGUGAACUCUUGUAGUCUGAUCAUCCUGUGGCAUCAUGUAAAGACCUAUGCUCUAUUUCUUCCUCAACAUUCUGAGCAAGUAUCAUUCCAGGAGCAUUGGACUUUCAGAAAGGACAUUUAUUGGAAAUGUACAUUUCCAAGUACAACAAGGUACCUGGUUAAUUCACCAGGUCCUGUGUCAGAAUGUCAGUUGUGCAAAACACCAGGUAGGAAUC